UUACAUCGCACUGACAAGAGGGGCGACCAUUCCCUGAAGCUCCCAUCCAGGCGAGGGCCGCUGCAGCAUCCGCAAAGAGGGGAAUACGACUUCAAGAGCUUGGUUUUAAAGGUGGAAACGGACGAAAAAUGUCUUACCAAGGAAAAAAGAACAUCCCAAAGAUCACAAGCGACCGGCUUCUGAUCAAAGGCGGGAGGAUCGUGAACGAUGACCAGUCCUUCCAUGCCGAUAUCUACAUGGAGGAUGGCCUCAUUAAGCAGAUCGGCGACAACCUGAUCGUCCCUGGUGGGGUGAAGACCAUCGAGGCCAACGGGAAGAUGGUGAUCCCCGGCGGCAUUGACAUCCACACCCACUUCCAGAUGCCGUACCGUGGAACCACAACCGUGGAUGACUUCACCCAGGGAUCAAAGGCUGCUCUCGCCGGGGGCACGACCAUGAUCGUGGACCACGUGAUCCCAGAGCCCGGUAGCAGCCUGAUGGAGGCCUACGACCAGUGGAGGCAGUGGGCUGACGAGAAGGCCUGCUGCGACUACUCCCUCCACGUGGAUAUCACCCACUGGAACGACAGCAUAAAGCAGGAGGUGGAUUCCCUCAUCAAGGAGAAGGGUGUGAACUCUUUCCAGGUCUACAUGGCUUACAAGGACUACUACCAGAUGAGCAACAGUGAGCUCUAUGAGGUCUUCACCUUCUUGGCAGAGAGGGGAGGCAUCGCUCAGGUCCACGCUGAGAAUGGCGAGAUCAUCGCUGAGGAGCAGGCCCGCAUGCUGCAGAUGGGUAUCACUGGACCAGAGGGACAUGUGCUGAGCAGGCCGGAAGAGCUGGAGGCCGAGGCGGUGUUUCGUGCCAUCACCAUCGCCAGCCAAACCAACUGUCCUCUCUAUGUGACCCGAGUCAUGAGCAAGAGUGCCGCCGACAUCAUCUCACAGGCCCGGAAAAAAGGAAAUGUUGUGUUUGGGGAGCCAAUCACGGCCAGCCUGGGGACUGACGGGACGCAUUACUGGAGCAAGAACUGGGCCAAGGCGGCUUCUUUUGUAACAUCACCUCCUCUCAGCCCGGAUCCCACCACUCCAGACUAUCUGAACACACUGCUGUCCAGUGGAGACCUGAGCGUGACCGGCAGCGCUCACUGCACCUUCAGCGUGUCCCAGAAGGCCAUCGGCAAGGACGACUUCACUCAGAUCCCAGAAGGUGUCAACGGAGUGGAGGAGAGGAUGUCCCUCAUCUGGGAUAAAGCUGUGACUACAGGCAAGAUGGACGAGAACAUGUUUGUGGCAGUCACCAGCACCAACGCAGCUAAGAUCCUGAACCUGUACCCUCGUAAGGGUCGGAUCGCCGUGGGCUCUGAUGCCGACCUGGUCAUCUGGGACACAGACUCCAUCCGCACCAUCACCGCCAAGACACACAACUCGGCUGCUGAGUACAAUGUCUUCGAGGGCAUGGAGCUGCGUGGAGCCCCGCUCGUGGUGAUUUGCCAGGGGAAGAUCAUUCUGGAAGAUGGGAACCUGCAUGUGACCUCCGGCGUGGGUCGUUUCAUCCCCUGCUCUGGCUUCCCUGACUUUGCCUACAAGCGUGUGAAAGCCAGGAAGCAGCUGGCCGUCCUGAGGGCAGUGCCCAGGGGAAUGUACGACGGCCCGGUGUCCGAAUUCUCCAUGUCCCGUGGUGGUACUCCCUCCGCCUCGGCACGCACCUCUCCCACCAAACAGCCCGUCAGAAACCUGCACCAGUCUGGAUUUAGUCUAGCAGGUAACCCUGCACCAUGCGGUCCCCCUACCCCAGAUGACAUCCCCAUCAGGCCUGCUGGCCGCCGUAUCGUAGUGCCCCCUGGUGGUCGUUCCAACAUCACAUCCCUCAGUUAAACAGCAGGAGGACGAGGGGGUCGCUUCCAGAAAAGGAGAGCAGCCAGAGUG
This is a messenger RNA of Chelmon rostratus (copperband butterflyfish), 1907 nucleotides long. It is a transcript of the gene dpysl3, whose product is annotated as dihydropyrimidinase like 3. Gene Ontology annotation, biological process: actin crosslink formation. Gene Ontology annotation, cellular component: cytosol; cytoplasm. The transcript is spliced from 14 exons. The record is from RefSeq and is a predicted model, not a curated record. Gene Ontology annotation, molecular function: hydrolase activity, acting on carbon-nitrogen (but not peptide) bonds, in cyclic amides. The coding region runs from base 129 to 1856 and encodes 575 amino acids. NCBI's taxonomy places the organism in Eukaryota, Metazoa, Chordata, Actinopteri, Chaetodontiformes, Chaetodontidae.